This is a messenger RNA of Chroicocephalus ridibundus (black-headed gull), 3733 nucleotides long. It is a transcript of the gene RPUSD1, whose product is annotated as RNA pseudouridine synthase domain containing 1. Gene Ontology annotation, molecular function: RNA binding; pseudouridine synthase activity. The record is from RefSeq and is a predicted model, not a curated record. The transcript is spliced from 6 exons. Gene Ontology annotation, biological process: enzyme-directed rRNA pseudouridine synthesis. Bases 300 to 1211 code for a protein of 303 amino acids. NCBI's taxonomy places the organism in Eukaryota, Metazoa, Chordata, Aves, Charadriiformes, Laridae.
GGGACCGGGGCUGGGGGGCAAGUGGGAGCAGGGGAGGCCGAGCCCCGCCGGCGGGCUGGAUCGGCUCAUCACCGUGCGGCUGCCGGGCCUCCACGCGUGACAUCGGGACGGGGAUGGGGCCUCCACGGGUGACACCGGGACAACGGGCGGGCUUCAGGACCCGUACGGUGUGACACUGGCACGGCUGUGACUGUAGCGCACCGGUACCGCUGCGGGACUGCACAGUGUGACACCGAUAUCGGUGUGGCCCAGGGACCCGUGCGGUGACACUGGUCCGACUCCAGUGCAGAGCGCUGGCCAUGGAGCCGGGCACCAUCGACAACCUGUCCAUCCUGUACCAGAGCUCCGACUUCAUCGUGGUCAACAAGCACUGGGACAUCCGCAUCGACAGCAGGAUGUGGUACGAGACGCUCACCCUGCAGAGCCAGCUCAAGCACCGUUUCCCCGAGCUGGCCGACCCCGACACCUACUACGGCUUCAGGUUCUGCCACCAGCUUGACUUCUCCACCAGCGGGGCCCUGUGCGUCGCACUCAACAAAGCAGCGGCGGGAAGCGCCUACAAGUGUUUUAAAGACCGGCUGGUGACCAAAGCUUAUCUCGCCCUGGUCAGGGGCCACGUCAGCCAGAGCCGAAUGACGAUCCGCUACGCCAUAGGGAAGAACACCACUGAGGGCAUGACCCACAUGAUGUGCAUUGACGGGACGGAGGGCUGUGAAAAUCCCAAACCUUGCCAGUCGGAGCUGAUCGUGCUCGAACACGGGUCCUACAGCGGAGACCCCGUAACGAAAGUGCUGCUGCAGCCGCUGACAGGGCGGACUCAUCAGCUCCGGGUUCACUGCAGCGCCAUCGGCCACCCCAUCGUGGGGGACUUCACCUACAGCCACAAGAAAGACAGCAGUCCCUACAGGAUGAUGCUCCACGCCUACUACCUGCGCAUCCCCACCAGCAAGGAGCUCAUCGAGGUCUGUGCGCCCGACCCCUUUGUCACCGCAAUGGACAGCAACUGGGUGCCCCACCACGUCACUCACCGGCUGGAUGAGACCAUCCAAGAGCUGAAGGACAAGAUGAUGCAGAAGGGGGAAGAGGAGGAGAGCCAGGAAGCUGUGCUCGGUGGCGGAGGAGAGGAGACACAGCACGAAGCCAAGAGCCCGGAGACGGAGGAGCAGCGAGCCCGGUGUGAGCAGUGGUUGGCCGAAUGGGCUUUGGAGUGAGCACAAAGCACGUCUCUGCAUUUCCAGCCCAAUGCUCCAUUUUCGUCCCAGUGGGUCCCCGCCGGAGCCCAGCGCUGACUCCACAUCUGCACUUUCUGUAUGCCGUGGCUUCCCUCACUUCUGGGGCUAGGAUUAGACAGAUUUUAGCACUGAUUAGGGAGUAGGAUGGGUUUAUUUUUUAACGUACACAUCAUCCAUCUGGCCACUGGAUGCCCCUUUCCUAAUUCUGGGCCUCAGCAUCAGAGUCAGUGUGUCACGUACCAGCCUAGAGCGACCCCAAAGCUUUACGUCCCUGUCCCAGGGCUCAGGCACAGCCGGGGCGGCACCAGUGCUGCCUUUGCCAUGAGCACGAUGGACGUAUCUGCAAACCCGCAGCACUAGAAUGCUAAAACACAGCCCAGCAAAGGGAGAAAACACGCCGGGUGUAGCUGCUGUGGGAGGUGGGAGAUGAGGAGGCUGAAGUGCAGCCUGGGGGGCACUGACAGCCCCCCUAGUCCCGGGGUGGCCCCGGCUGUUUUGCCCAUGGAGCUGGGCUGUGCGAUGGGCGCAGGAAAGGUCCCUGCCUGCUGUGGAGGACGUGCUGCCUGCCCGUCCCUGCCCUCGCGCUUUCUUCCCCCACCUCAGCUCACGUGUGGUUGUGUUUAAAGGUUUGUUGAAGGUGACUGAGUUGAUACGAAUGGAUUUUAAACUUUUUUAAAAAUUUCUAUAAGAAGAAUCCAGUCUUUUAGCGGUUCUGAAAUACGGGUGGUCUCGGAAACGCGUGUAUUUUUAGUACUUCUGUGGUCAGAAUAGCCAUCAGGUCAAAGCUUUUUAAAUAGAUCUUAUUAUUCCUUCUACUAGCAUUGCCUUUUCUUAGCGCCCACUUUUAUCCUGGAUGUGGAUGUAACCCCUGCUGAGACAGGUCAGAAGACACAAGCCCCUUUCUGCUUGUGGAGGACAAGGAGGAAUCAGUUUUUGUCCCGUCGCGUGGCUCCUCGCUGGCAGGUUUCAGCGAGGGUGUCCGCACCGGAGGGUGCCACGGGCAGGUCCUUCGGGUGGGCAGUUUGGGAGAGCUCUGGAUCAGCGAGAGCAGCCGAGGAGAUGGCUGAAGCUGAAAGAAAGGCUGAGGACUGGUGCGAAGAGUGGGAAGGGGCUCGUCUCCCGCGCUGGCACUCAGCUUUGCAAGAUGCUGAGAGGAGUUUCUCUGGAAAUGCCCUUGCUUUGCCAGCUGGCGACGUGAUGCCUCGCUCUCUCCUUCCCACCCGGCUUGUCCUCUGCAGCCCGUAGAUAACACUUAGAAAAUGAAGAGAGCGGGGCAGUGGCGUGGGCUGGGGAGGGACAGAGGUGGCUGGAGCCCCUCGCAUACAGACACCGAUCCCUGGGGUCUUCCGCACCGAGCUGCCACAUCAGCCCAUGCCCAGAGCUAUCGCUCUCGUCACCCCACAAGCCCUGCCCCAUUUAAAAUGCACCUGACAGUGGUUUAAGUAACUCAUGUUCCUACUGUGAGGGGAACUAGAAUGGCACAGCCCUCUCCUGCUGGGUGAACGCACCGCGCGGGUCACCGCAACCGCGAGGGGUACUGCAUCACCCGUCCCUUGCGUCCCUGGGGGCUGGUGGGUCCAAGCUCACUGUGCUGCGGCGCGUGGCUGGGGACAAGGUGGCUGUCACCUUGCUUUCGUGGCUUGGCACAAAGUCCUGCCAUCCACUGCAGGGUGGGGACGUGCUCAAGGCUCUGCAGGCACCAACCCUUGGCACUAAGCAGGGACCGCAGGCUCAUGAGCUGGUGGCAGAGAGCUCAGGGGGGUUUGAAUGAGCAGAAGAUCUGUCUCCUUCCUCCCAGGCCCUGUCCCUGCUUGUCCCACGUCCCAGGAGUGGCCGGGGAGGGGAGAGGCAGCCACAGGCGGGUCCUGAAGCUGUAAAUUAAUGCCAUGAACUUGUUUGCCAAAGAAUGAACGUGGGUGACGUGCACAGGAGAUCCUGAAAAGUUAUGGGUGAGACUUGCAGCAUCAGAGACGGGGCGCAGCCUUCCCUUCCCACGGCCCCCGCUGCGGGAACAGUCCCUGCUGCGUGAUGGGGACACGUGUCCUGCAGCCGCACGUCCGGGACGAGGCCACGGGGCCGGCGGUCACUGGGGGUGGUACGUGGGGACAUGCCGGUGCUAACGCACAAGGGGAUGGUGAGGAACCAUCACAGCUGGGGGGCUGGUGCCCAGCACUCACCCACCGUCUGCGUCGAGGAGCCCCUGCACCUCCCGUCAGCCUGCGUGUAUUGCGCUUUUACCCGACCCUGCAGCAACCAGAGAUAAAUAUGCAUUUUCCUUACCCGGCAGAGAGGUGUUUUCCAGGCACCCUUCCCUGGCUCCUCGCCCGCGCUGUGUCCGGUCCUGCUCCCUCCUCUCUGCCAUCGCUGCCGCGGGGCCAUUUGCUGCGUCGUGUGUGAAUCCACUCCUGCGUUCGGACCGGGGGGGUGUGAUGGUGGAGUGGGGGUGUGUGUCUCGUGACGUGCUGUACGGCUUGCAAUAACCCUUACUUCUUGUUGCACAU